This is a messenger RNA of Octopus bimaculoides (California two-spot octopus), 901 nucleotides long. RefSeq names its product proteasome subunit alpha type-2. Gene Ontology annotation, cellular component: proteasome core complex; proteasome core complex, alpha-subunit complex. The record is from RefSeq and is a predicted model, not a curated record. Lineage: Eukaryota; Metazoa; Mollusca; Cephalopoda; Octopoda; Octopodidae. Gene Ontology annotation, biological process: ubiquitin-dependent protein catabolic process.
UUAAUUUUAUCUUCGGCUAUGAAAUUUACUUUAACACAAUUCAUUAACCAAAAUGUCUGAACGAUACAGUUUUUCCCUGACAACAUUCAGCCCUUCAGGUAAACUUGUCCAAAUUGAAUAUGCUCUGGCAGCAGUUGCAGCUGGUGCACCUUCUGUUGGGAUUAAAGCAUCCAAUGGUGUAGUUUUGGCCACUGAGAAAAAACAAAAAUCUAUCUUGUAUGAAGAACAUAGCAUUCAUAAGGUUGAAUGCUUGACUAAGAAUAUUGGAAUGGUAUACAGUGGAAUGGGUCCUGACUAUAGAGUAUUGGUGCGCCGUGCUCGCAAACUUGCUCAACAGUACUAUCUUGUGUACCAAGAACAGAUUCCUACAGCUCAGCUAGUCCAAAGAGUUGCUAAUGUUAUGCAAGAAUUCACACAGUCUGGAGGUGUUCGUCCAUUUGGUGUUUCUCUUCUGGUAGCUGGCUGGGAUGAAGAUGAGCAGAAGCCAUAUUUAUAUCAAUGUGAUCCAUCAGGUGCAUAUUUUGCAUGGAAGGCUACAGCAAUGGGUAAAAAUUAUGUGAAUGGGAAGACUUUUCUUGAAAAAAGGUAUAAUGAAAAUUUGGAACUUGAAGAUGCUGUGCACACAGCUAUUUUAACAUUGAAGGAAAGCUUUGAGGGGCAGAUGACAGAAAGCAACAUAGAAAUUGGAAUCUGUAAUGCUCAAGGUUUCCGGCGCCUUGAACCAUCUGAAGUCAAAGACUAUCUUGCUUCAGUAUCCUAAUUUGUUACUCUUCUUCGCUGUUCUUCAUCCUACUUUAUUCUGUAUCUAAUGAUCAAAACAUCUCAGUGGGCCAACUGUCAAUAGUGAAACUUAAUAUCAGCUUUUAUGGUGUUUAUUGAAAUAAACUCUACACUUAUCACA